AUGACGUCAUUAGCUUCUACAAUACCUCCUAUGGCAUCAGAUCUACAGGUUAAAAAUCAAAUGAUGGCAGACGAUGAAGCAGAAGCAGGCUUUCAUUUCGACGUCUACAUUUACAUUUUGCCAUUGAUCGUUAUUUUUGGACUGUCUGGAAACGUUAUCUCCCUUGUUACCAUAUUCCAUUCUAGACUGAGAAGGGUAAAUGCCAACAUCUAUCUGAUAGUUCUGACCACGGCUGACAGCUUUUUCCUAAUUGGAAUCCUGCUGGUUUGCUUUAAAGUCGAUUGGAUCGGAUAUGAAUACUGUUUGGUCAACAGCUGCUCUCCGAUCGAAAGAUAUUUGGCGAUUGCACAUCCAUUAGCUCAUAUGAAGUACGGACAUGUGGAUCGAGCAAAAAUCAUGUUCUAUUGGGUUCCGAUUCCAUUCGUUCUUCAACUGUUCCAGUUCAUUUCACUUGAACCAUCGAACGAAGAGAGAAAAUGUGCACUAAAAGAAGCAAACUAUCAGAUCAUCGCUCAAGCUGUGGAUACAAUUCUUUGCUACGUUAUACCGUGUUGCAUAAUUGUUGUUUUGAAUAUUCUCGUCGCCCUUCAAGUUCGUAAAUCUCAGGAGCAUUUCAUGGAAGACACGAAAAAGAAUAGUUCAAGAAGGACUGGUGGAUCCUCUUCUUCUUCUGGAACCUGGACUAGAAUUCUAUGGGUGAUGCCGUUAGUGUUCGUAGUUCUGAACACGCCAUUCUAUGUCAUCAUGAUGAUUGAGAUAGUAUUUCAAAUCAUAUAUCAGUCUCCGCCUUCAGAAGCUACUCGGUCUGAUACUUUCAUGGGUGUUUAUAACACGGCUCAUUAUAUGUACUAUAUGAACACAGCAAUCGACGUUAUUGUCUACGCAUUUUCUAGCGCAAACUUCCGAAAGACUGCCGUCAUAGCUUGGAAAAGAAUUAUUUGUCCUGGCUACGCGGAGAAACAAAAGGGAAAGGUCCUUGUCACCGAUCAAACAUCUCGAAUCUCGUAUCGAAUGACAUCUGAAAGAAGUACCGUCCGUUUCCCGAAUCCUCCAUCUCGAGCUGGAUCCCCAAAACUUGCUGCUACGAAUGCCGUUUCUGUACCCCUUCUAAGUACCGAAGUCCAAGGACAAGUCCAAGAAUCAACAGCGAUUUGA
Caenorhabditis briggsae is the source of this 1155-nucleotide messenger RNA. Gene Ontology annotation, molecular function: G protein-coupled receptor activity; peptide binding. The transcript is spliced from 7 exons. The record is from RefSeq and is a predicted model, not a curated record. Lineage: Eukaryota; Metazoa; Nematoda; Chromadorea; Rhabditida; Rhabditidae. The coding region runs from base 1 to 1155 and encodes 384 amino acids. Gene Ontology annotation, cellular component: neuron projection; membrane. Gene Ontology annotation, biological process: G protein-coupled receptor signaling pathway.